GUCAUCCGACAUGAUGUUGAGAGUGACCGACUGAAAGGAAAAAUAAAAUCAUCCCCAUAUUUGUCUUAAGAUGUUUUUCCCCCCUGAAUUCAUAAUGUUCCAUGAUGAUUCCACCAGGUAGCACCUGCAGUCAAGCUAAAGAAGUUACAAGUAAACGUAAAACUAAAAAGGUGGUGCCUGCAGUCACAGAAUUUAAAGGAAACAGUGGAAAAGUUCUUGUCAUUCCUCCCCUACAACCUACAACUCAGCUCCCAUUUGCUGGCUACUUUCAUCAGCACGUAAAAGACUGAACCAGAGUACAGUAUUACAUACAUUGCUGCAGAUCACAAGGCAAAGGAAAAAACAAUAACCAGAAGAAUGGAUCCCAGCCACUCUGUCAAUCAGCCUCCAGGUUCUUCAAAUUCAUCUGAGAAAUCAGGGAUGCCUACAGCAGCACCACCAGCAUACCAGCACAAUCCUGCUGGAUAUCCUCCUUCCUUUCCAAACCAGCCAGUCCCUCAGGGCCCCUACACCCAGGGACCAUAUCCAGGACAGCCUGUGGUCACUGUGCAGCCUGCAGUUUUUGUGACCGCUGCUCCACUGGCUGAUCCAGUGCCAGAUUACCUGGGUUACUCCAUCUUCACCAUGCUGUGCUGCUGCUUACCUCUGGGCAUUGCUGCGCUGAUUUACUCCAUCUCUACUCGAGAUGCCAACUUCUCAGGACAGCGAGAAUUAGCAGAGAAGAACUCCAAAACAGCGCGCACCCUGAAUCACCUCGGCCUUGGCAUUGGCCUCAUUGUCAUUGUAUUGGUCAUCAUCACCCAGAUUGUGAUUUUGAGUGCUAGAUAAAAGCUGUUAGAGCUAACAUGGUUGGAUGCAGAUAACAAACUAGUGUUUUCUGUAUUGGUUUUUCUGUAUUUUAAAUGUUACUUUCACAAUUUAUCAUUAUUCUUAUAUGCAUUAAGACUGAUUAUUGUAAAAGGGCACCUUUUCUCGAAAAGUUUGAUUGACGAGGGUCAUAAAAAGACACCUGUUUGGA
Messenger RNA from Cyprinus carpio (common carp), 1018 nucleotides. Its product is annotated as synapse differentiation-inducing gene protein 1-like. Gene Ontology annotation, cellular component: membrane. The record is from RefSeq and is a predicted model, not a curated record. Lineage: Eukaryota; Metazoa; Chordata; Actinopteri; Cypriniformes; Cyprinidae.